UAUUCGUAAAAACCAUACACCAAGCCACUUUUUGCGUCCCUCUUUCAUGUUCUUGCGCACGAAGCCCACCGGAGAGGGAGGGAGAGGGAGGAGGGUAGAAAAAAGCCCGAGCUGCCGAGACGACCCGCCUCCCCGUCCCACCUCGCUCUUUCUUAAACCCUUCUCUCUUCCGUUCUCUCCGAUCACUCUGUAAACCUCUCCUUCCCAUUCCACCCCUCCUUUUCCUAUAUAUAUAUCUAUUAAACUUCAGACCCUAAGAGAGAAAACUAUGGAGAGGCCGGCUAACACCAGGACCGCCACCGCGGCGGUGGAGCCGCCCAUCACCUACGUUCAGGCCGAUGCCCACACCUUUCGCGAUCUGGUACAGCGCCUCACCGGCGCCGCCGCCGGAGACCUCCCCGUAGCCACCGCGGCGCGGACUUCGCCGACCACCGUCGCUCCCCGACGGCAGCCUUUCAAGCUCCAGGAGGGCCGGGGCCCGAGCGUCCGCAACCUCGAGAUCCAGCUCGGCCUCACCUCUCUCCGCUCUCCCCGUUCCCCCCCGCCCCACGUCCACCACCACCUCAUCCACCAUCACCACCAUGCCUCCUCCUCCUCCUCCCCCGCCGCUGCCUCCUCGAAGUCUCCAAUCCCGAGUCCCGUAACCCCCCUUGGGUCGGACCCGCUGUUCUCGUCGGCUUCGGAGGAGGAGCGGGCGAUCGCGGAGAAGGGGUUUUAUCUCCACCCGUCACCGCGGGGCAGCGGCCGGGGAUCGGACCCGCCGGAGCUCCUCCCGCUCUUCCCGUUACGCUCCUCGAGCGAGCCAGCAGCAGUGGAGCACCAAACCAAGCACGAUGAGGAGUAGGAGAAGAAGAUCAUUGCUUCACGAGGGGUACGUUGGAAAUUUCGAAGCUAUAGAUUUUUGUCCUCUUUGGGAUUUUUGUAAGCGGAGAUGUCUUCAGAAAUCUAAAUUAGAAUCCUGGUUUUGGGAUCAUUGGAUUUGAAAUUCUAGGUGCUGUUCGAAUCAAAGCUUCCUCUCAUAUUCAUGUAGCUCUUGUUCCCGUUACUGGAUUAUAUUAGAAGUGGAAAAAUCAUAUUGAUGAAGAAAAUAGGUGAAGAUGGAGGUUCGUAUUGUGAGUGGAGUUUGGCGAAAUACAAAGACAAAGGGUUCAGUCAUUAUUAUUAUUUUUUCUUUCUCAUACUGUGUCGAGCUGAAGGGCGACACAUCUGUUAUGUGCUUGACUGCUGUUUCCCAAUAAUAUCUAAAGUUGCUUCUCCAUUAGUUCUA
Molecule: messenger RNA, 1267 nt
Organism: Phoenix dactylifera (date palm)
Lineage: Eukaryota; Viridiplantae; Streptophyta; Magnoliopsida; Arecales; Arecaceae
Source: RefSeq, a predicted model, not a curated record